AUGGGGUCAGAAUUAACACCGCAGCAGAAGAUCAGUCUGAUCACUCAGAACCUGCAGGAGGUUCUCAAACCAGAGAUCAUCGAGGAUGUCAUCGUUAAGCAGAACAGACCCCUUAAAAUCUACUUAGGAACUGCAACCACCGGCCGGCCGCACUGUGGCUACUUUGUACCCAUUGUAAAAAUCGCCCACUUUCUCCGUGCAGGAUGUCACGUCAAGAUUUUGCUGGCCGAUAUCCACGGCUUCCUCGACAACCUCAAAGCACCCAUUGACCUCGUCAACUUUCGCGCCGAAUACUACCGCUAUGUAAUAACAGCAAUGCUUAAGGCUAUACACGUUCCCAUCGAGAAACUCGAGUUUGUGCUCGGAUCCUCCUACCAGCUCUCAGCGAAGUAUACAAUGGAUAUAUUCCGGCUAAGCAGCAUGGUAACUGAACAUGAUGCCAAAAAGGCUGGUGCAGAGGUCGUCAAGCAAGUUGACAAUGCGCCGCUGUCUGGACUCAUCUACCCGCUCAUGCAGGCUCUGGAUGAAGAACACUUGGACGUUGAUGCGCAGUUUGGUGGUGUCGACCAGAGGAAGAUCUUCACCCUGGCCCAAGAGACGUUACCUCGCAUUGGGUAUAAGGAACGAGCACACUUGAUGAAUCCUAUGGUUCCUGGUCUGGCUGGAGGGAAGAUGUCUGCUUCCGACCCGGAUUCGAAGAUCGACAUUCUCGAUACUGCGGAAGCUGUUAAGAAGAAGAUCCGCAAGGCUUACGCGAUGCCCAAGGAGACCGAAGGGAACGGAAUGAUUAGCUUUGUUGAAUAUGUUUUGCUUCCUGUUAGUGCACUGGAGAAUGCGGAUGGCAAGGGUGCUUUUGCGGUCGAGAGGAGCGAGGAGGAAGGCGGGCGGGUGGUGUACGAUUCCAUCGACGCGGUCAAGGCCGACUAUCAAGCUGAUAAAUUAACACCUCAAAUCAUAAAACACGCCAUAACCACGGCUUUGAACAAUAUCCUUGCUCCCAUCCAGGCCGCGUACGCCGCAGACCCUGAGUGGCAGGAACUAGCAAAGAAGGCCUACCCGCCUCCUCCCGCAUCCGAGAAGAAACAGAAGAAACCAAAAGACAAGGGUAGUAAGUACCCUGGUGGUGCAAAGAAUGCCACCGCUCAGCCAGACGGAUCAGUUCAAGGCGAAGGCAGUACCAAGGCCUCUGUUGGAGAGAAUGUAGAUGAAGCUAUGCAGAAGCUGGAGGUGAAGGAAUAA
Molecule: messenger RNA, 1239 nt
Organism: Microsporum canis CBS 113480
Lineage: Eukaryota; Fungi; Ascomycota; Eurotiomycetes; Onygenales; Arthrodermataceae
Product: tyrosyl-tRNA synthetase
Exons: 3
Coding region: 1-1239 (412 amino acids)
Biological process (GO): tyrosyl-tRNA aminoacylation
Molecular function (GO): ATP binding; tyrosine-tRNA ligase activity
Source: RefSeq, a predicted model, not a curated record